This is a messenger RNA of Indicator indicator, 2610 nucleotides long. RefSeq names its product tRNA selenocysteine 1-associated protein 1-like. Lineage: Eukaryota; Metazoa; Chordata; Aves; Piciformes; Indicatoridae. The transcript has 9 exons. Bases 446 to 1228 code for a protein of 260 amino acids. Gene Ontology annotation, molecular function: RNA binding. The record is from RefSeq and is a predicted model, not a curated record.
GCUCCGGUCACAGUGCCGGCCCGCCGCGCUCAGGAAGGUUCCCUCGGCCCUAGCUCGGCUCUUGUGAGAAAUUCAUGUACAGUAGGGCGGAUUGGCGUCCAAGCUUGGGUGAGCAGCGUUGGCGCCGCCGAUUUUAUCUAUUGAUACCUAUCUUUUUGCCAGUACAAAAAAGAGUAAUAAAAGCGUGGAAUAAACGUGAAAAGAUCAAGAGGUGACAGUGAAGAUCAGACGGGGGAAGAGUACAAAACUGAAGUUUUGCAUGAAAGUCUGAUAACUAACCAAGAAACAGUUGCAUUACUUUCCUUCUGUUUAGCCUUUUGCAAUAAAACCACUUUGUAGUGCAGGCCAUCUGUGAAAUCCUCAGGAACAAAGAGUGCUGAGGGACUGCAGUAGACCAAACCUGUGCAGCCGUAGUCUUUGAAAAAGGCAGAAGGCCGUUUGAACCAUGGCAAGCCAGGACUUGAUGGCGAAAAAAAGAGAAUGUCUCCAGGCCUACAGCUGGUGGAGAACACCACAGAAGAAACGGAAGAAAAAGAACAAAAUAAAACCAGGAAGAAUAGAGUUUGUCCCUAGUAGUACUAAUUCAGUCAGACCAGAUUAUUCAAUAUUUGUUGGGGAGCUUACUCCAGAAGUGGAUGAUUUCCAGCUUUAUGACUAUUUCCUGAAAAGGUACCCCUCAUGUAUUGACUGCAAAAUAGCAACAGACCUGCUGGGAUAUUCCAGAGGGUAUGCCUUUGUCAGGUUUGGUGAGCAAGGUGAUCAGAUGAGGGCACUGCAGGACUGCCAGAAUGCACCAGGCCUAGGGGGAAAACGAAUACGGCUGAGCAUAGGAAUUUCUAAAAGACUGAAAGCAGAAUUCCAGCGGUACCAGUCGUACAAUUAUAAUGAUUAUUACCAAGAUUAUCAAAACUACUACUCUACACAGUGGAAUUACGAUCCUUAUGCUGAAUACAACAACUACAGCUCCUAUGCUCCCUAUGAUAGUAUGCAAGCUGUUGGAGACUGCUCUUUAGGAGAUGCUGUUAUGGCUCCAGCUGUUUUUGAGGAAACUUCGGUUAUGACUGAAAUCAAUGAUGACCUAAUAACUGAAGAUCCACAGCUUUACUUUGAUGUUGAUGAAAUGAACAGACAAUUUAUGGAGACAAGCGAAGAACUCUAUGAUUCCCUCAUGAAUUGUCACUGGCAGCCUCUGGAUACGGUCACUUCUGACAUCCCCCCUGCUAUUUAAGUGUCUUAUAGCAUGACCGUUAUGACCAAGGUGCUAAAAUUUCUUCUACAUUACUCUAGAUCAUAAGUUUUAAAGCACAAUGAUAGUUUUGGGUUUUUUUUGCUAUGCUUUUCACAGUUCCUGUAUUUUUCUUUCUUUGUUCUUCACUCUACUUGGAGCAUCUUGAAAUUGUGUAAAUAUUCUAGAAAUGUAAAGAGUUCAUUGGGGUCUAAAGAUAGACUUGCCUGUGUAAAUAAAAUUUUGUUUCUGCAAACCUGCCAGAAAGGGAUUUUACUUACAGAUGUGAAGCAUGUUCUCUUCUGGCUUCUGGAAUUGAGCUGGAGGCAGUAGGUGUUUUUUCAUCUGUCAUUGCAUCAGCACACUGACCAUAUGUACAGAAGGGCAAACUUUCAGCUGUAGUAGCUGCAAAUGGCAGUAGCUGCAAAUGUUCCAAAGACUGAGCCUGACCCUGCUGCCACUUCUAUUCAUCCUCUGCUUAUCAUUACUGUUCUCAACUGACACUUGAUAGCAAAGAAACUGGUGUAAAAAUAAUACAUUCUUAAACCUAAUAUGUUCUUAAAGUUAGUAAUCAUUGUAAAUAAUAACUUUCUGGUUUAAAUGAGGGAAAAAAAACCUCCCUGGAAAUAAAUAUCUUCAGUAACAACUCUUCAACUAAGUUGUACCCUAUCCUAAACAUCUUUGUAGCAUCAGUUUUUGUGCUCAGUUAUAAUGAGAUUAUGAAACUUUAGGAGGGUGACAGUUUUCAGUAUUCAGGUCAAAGGAGAUUAGAGAGGGCAAGGAGGAAAGUGCUGCUUUAAGUGAGCAACUUCUGAGUGGCUUCCUGUUCUCAUCCUGGCAGGUAUGAAGUAUUUUUCAGUCAUAGAGAUUACUUAAGCACAUGCAUAUGCAAAAGUAUUUACUCUUUAAUGUACAGGAUUGUAAAGUAAGGCUGGAAACAGAAAAAUAAUUCUCCCAAGAAAAAUAAGUAGCAGAAAUUAAAGCUAAUAGCUGUGGAAACUACUAAACCUAGCCAGACUCCAUCUCUAGAAACAUUUGUGGAUGUAUGGAGCUUUGAGCAACCUCCUCUAGUUGAUCCCUCACUACAGAGGGAUUAGACUACACAACCUUUAAAGGUCUCUUCCAGCCUAACCUGUCCUAGAAUUCUAAGAUGUUUUGGUACAGUCAUGUGUGUUUUGGUGGCAAUUAAAUUAACAGCUGUGUUGGUAGAGAGGAAUAAAGUUCUUCAGAUUUUUUUAUGAUUAUGUAAUUCAGGUUGUGGCCACAACCUGGAUGCUCUUCUUUAAGACUGUGUUGCAGAGUGAUGACUUUGCUGCUGGCAUGUCAUUUCUCUCCUUCACAGUUUAAUUCCAGUGAAUAGUUUUCAGAGUCCCACCCAUGAAGCA